AUGGAGCCCCCCGUCGUCUCCUUUUACGGGGCCGAGCCCAUCCCGUUGCCGUCGCGCUUCGCCGGUGUCAAGAAGCGGCUCAUUGCCGGCCAUGAGGCUGCCGUUGAGGCUUCGUGGCACCGUCUCAUCGACGCUCUGAGGACCGAAAUUACCGAUAUUUCUACCCGUGGAUCGGAGCUGAUCCCGUCCAUCAACUUCACCGACAUCAAUGACCCUGUCCGCGUCGAGGCCUUUGCGCACAGGCUGCGCCGGUAUGGUGUAGCCGUCAUCCGCGGCGUUGUGCCGCCCAACGACGCUCAGAAAUGGGUUCACGAAACCCACGACUAUCUCGACAAGAACCGCGAGUUCAAGCCGCCCGCGCUUCACGAUCCUACUUGUAUUGAUCUCUUCUGGACGCCCGUUCAAGUACGUGCCCGCGCGCAUCCCAACAUGCUGCGCGCGCAAAAGUUUGCAAUGUCCUUUUGGGAAUCGACAGACGACGUGCACAUCACCCGCGCACCCGUGAGCUACGCAGACCGUCUGCGCAUUCACAAUGACAAGCUCGGCGCCGUCGGCCAGCCUACCGGAAACUCGGCCGCAGACUCUCUUAGCACCACCGCCUCGUCGACCGUCAUUGCGCAAAUCGACAGCGGCAGCCUGGAACGCUGGGAACCGGACGGCUACGGCCGCGGCGGCACCUACGAGGCCGUCUUCCGCGGCGACUGGGAGUCUUACGAUCCCUGGGACCCGGCCGGCCGAGUCGGUGCCACGACGGAUCUGUACAACGGCGCGGGUGCCUGCAGCAUCUUCCGCAUGUUCCAGGGUAUUCUCGCGCUCACCGAGGUCGAGCAGGGCAUGGUGCGCGUGUUGCCGUCGCCCAAGCUGGUGGCCGCGUACUUCCUCUUGCGGCCGUUCUUCUCGCCGAAGCGUGGGCCGCCAGAGCAGCCGGAUGGCGGCAAGGCGGAUCAGUGGGCUGCGUAUCUCGAUGCGUCCAACUGGACCUUCGAUCUGGAGCCCAAUACCAUCAUCCACGGGGCUGUUCCGGGCCAUGCUCAGCGUCUCACGGAACGCUGGCACCCGCAUCUGCAUCUGCGCAGGAGUUUGGUCUCUAUGCCUAGCCUACAGGCUGGUGACUACGUUAUUUGGCAUUGCGACCAGGCCUACUCGAUCAUCACGGGCGGCACCAGGUUAGGCGUCCCGCCGUCGUUGCAAAACGAGUCAAAUGAGCUUUCCCUGCUCACGUACACCCCCGUGUGCCCCUUGACACAGACCAAUGCCCUGUUCCUCGCUCGCCAGAGAAAGGCUUUUCAGACCGGCCAACCGGGACCGGACUUUGACACGCUGGGUGGACUGGGCAGCGAAGCCUCGCAUCAGGACCGUCCCGGUGCUAAGGAGGUCGAGGAGUACGGCGGAGUCGACGGCCUACGUGCAAUGGGAUUGGCGCCCUACGAUGUCGAACCAGCGGGUGUCAUGCCAUCCAAGCACGCUGAUGCCAUGGACAUUGACGACGAGGAGGGCAUCAGAAACAAGACAAAGACUGAGGCGGAGACGGAACUCCUGCGGCUGGCCAACAUCAUCCUCUUCCCGAGCCGCUACGACUUUUAUAUUCCUACAAACGGCACGCGAAGCAGCGGCGAUCGUACCCCGCGCGCGACGGCGGGACCGCCCAAGACGGUGGUCAACGGCAAGGAAGGGGAUGAGGAUGACGAGGAACCGGAGACCGUUGUCGAGACUGUGACCCCCAAGGGAAUGAGUGAGGAGACCAUCACAGUCACGGUCACCGCGGCUAAAGUCUAG
Colletotrichum fioriniae is the source of this 1776-nucleotide messenger RNA. RefSeq lists its product as uncharacterized. NCBI's taxonomy places the organism in Eukaryota, Fungi, Ascomycota, Sordariomycetes, Glomerellales, Glomerellaceae. The record is from RefSeq and is a predicted model, not a curated record.